Syngnathus acus (greater pipefish) is the source of this 2361-nucleotide messenger RNA. RefSeq names its product glutamic-oxaloacetic transaminase 2b, mitochondrial (gene got2b). Bases 86 to 1375 code for a protein of 429 amino acids. Gene Ontology annotation, cellular component: mitochondrion. Gene Ontology annotation, molecular function: L-aspartate:2-oxoglutarate transaminase activity; pyridoxal phosphate binding. The transcript has 10 exons. Gene Ontology annotation, biological process: biosynthetic process; L-aspartate catabolic process. The record is from RefSeq and is a predicted model, not a curated record. NCBI's taxonomy places the organism in Eukaryota, Metazoa, Chordata, Actinopteri, Syngnathiformes, Syngnathidae.
CGUACUCCGAGCUUCUCACCGUGGCCGUGACUGCCCUUCAUCCGUCCACAUCCUGCCAGGCUCGACUUCCCUUAAGCACGCAGAAAUGGCCCUGCUCAAGUCUACCAAAGUGUUCGUCUGUUUGGGAAACAUUACCCCGUCACUCGGGGUAAUGUCCGCACGUAACAGCAGUUCCUGGUGGGGUGGAGUGCAGAUGGGCCCCCCUGAUCCUAUCCUGGGGGUGACUGAAGCCUUCAAGAGGGACACCAACCCCAAGAAGAUGAACCUCGGGGUGGGAGCUUACAGGGAUGACCAGGGCAAGCCCUUUGUCCUCAGCUGUGUUCGCAAGGCAGAGGCCUUGAUUGCAGCCAAACAGCUGGAUAAGGAAUAUCUUGCCAUUGGCGGUUUGGGAGAGUUUACCAAGGCUUGCGCCCAACUUGCUCUUGGCGCUGAUAAUGAAGUCUUGAAGAGUGGAAGGAAUAUCACUGUCCAGACCAUCUCCGGAACUGGAUCACUGCGUAUUGGAGCUAACUUUCUGUCUCGGUUCCAUGGUGGUUCUCGUGAUGUGUACUUGCCCAAACCCUCCUGGGGUAACCACACGCCCAUCUUCAGAGACGCUGGAAUGCAGCUCAAAGCUUACCGCUACUACGACCCCUCGACAUGUGGCUUUGAUUUCAACGGUGCUCUGGAGGACAUUUCUAAAAUCCCAGAGCAGAGUGUGAUUUUGUUGCACGCCUGUGCCCAUAACCCCACCGGUGUGGACCCCAGGCCCGAACAGUGGAAGGAGAUCUCUGACAUUGUGAAAAAGCGCAACUUGCUGGUGUUUUUCGACAUGGCCUAUCAGGGCUUCGCGAGUGGCGACAUUGAUCGCGACGCCUGGGCUGUGCGCUACUUUAUUGAGCAGGGCCACAACAUUGUGCUGUCCCAGUCCUUUGCUAAGAACAUGGGUCUCUAUGGUGAACGUGUGGGAGGCUUUAGUGUGGUGUGUAAGGAUAAUGAGGAGGCAAAGAGGGUGGAAUCCCAGCUCAAGAUCCUCAUCAGGCCCAUUUACUCCAACCCGCCAAUGAACGGUGCAAGAAUUGCCACCACUAUUCUUAACACGCCAGAUCUGCGCGCACUUUGGCUGGAGGAGGUCCACGGGAUGGCCAAUCGCAUCAUCAAGAUGAGAGAACAGCUAGCGGCCGGCCUGAAAAAGAACGGCUCCACCCACAACUGGCAGCAUGUCAUUGACCAGAUCGGCAUGUUCUGCUUCACCGGCCUCAAACCGGAACAGGUUGAACGCAUAACAAAAGAGUUUUCCGUGUACAUGACCAAGGAUGGCAGAAUCUCCAUGGCAGGCGUGACCUCCGGCAAUGUGGAAUACCUAGCCGAGGCCAUCCACGCCGUUUCAAAGUAGAGCACAUCCCGCUGGGAGAGUAGUAACAGCCUAGCGGCGGGCGAGGUUGAAGAGAUUUCAUACAUCACUUGCCACCUUUAUUCAUUUCUAGUAUACAGAUGGACAUUCAUCACCCCGCUGUUAAAGUGGUUUACUUUUUUCUUUUUUCCUUUCAAAACAAUUUCAUUAAAACAACAGAAUCCCCCUGCUAAACUGUUCAAAUGAUCCAAUGUAUUCACUUUGGGCUGACCGAGAUACCUAUUGUCAUCUUAUUUAUUGUAUGAAACAAAACCGACUGCUGUUUUGGCUCACACAUUUCCAAACCCUCAAGGUACUAUUUAGAUUUUAGACAAUAAUUUCAAGUCCAAGUGAAGGUCUGUAUUGGUUUGCAAAAGCAUGUGUAAAUGUGUCCCCUUUUUUUUCUUUGUAGCACUUUAUUCAAACUAAAGCACUAGGACUUUCACGAUUAUGCCGGCAAUCUUUUUGUCAUUGGUAACAAAAUUAUCUCUUGUCUGAUUAGUUCAUCACUUGACCUGAUCAGUCAUUCAUUUGUUUUCUGUAUUGUCACUCUUCUGCAUUGAAAUCAUCUGUCUCUUAUAUAGUUCUUUUACAUCUUUUGAACAAAUAUCAACUCUUGUUGUCUGUUGGCGAGCAGUAGUUUGAGUCAGUCUUGUCAUACAUAUUAUCCUCAGAACAGUCAUGCGAGUCAAAAUACGAGUUCAGUAGGGAAGUCGGUGAUGUAUUAUUACUUUUUUCUUAAACCACAGAGAUACUUCAUUUAUUUUUAUUUUUUUUUCUUUCACAGAUUUUCAGAAUAGGGUUUUACAUUCGGUAAUGGUAUAGUUGUCUUAAUUUGGGUGAUAAGAGGACGUGUCAGUCAUAUGCAUCAUGAAGAUGUGAGCAUUGAGGGCGUUCGAAUGUCAGGUGUUACCAUUUGCCUCUGUAUUCUGGACUUUAAAACAUUGGUCAUGUGCGUUACAGAAAUACAAUAAAUCAUGAUAAAGUUA